AUGGCAAUUAAUUGCGAAUUUGAAUUCAUGGAGUAUGUGGAUGAAGAUAACAUCGACUCCAAUUUAAUAUGCAGUAUAUGUCAAAAACCGUUUAAGGAGCCAGUCUGUACACCGUGUGAUCAUACUUAUGGUCGCAUAUGCAUUUCACAAUGGCUUGAUCAGAAUAAUCAUGAUUCAUGUCCCAUAUGCAUCAAACAGCCCUUAUCGAUCAACGAUUUUAUCCAGGCUAGUCGGCCUUUACGUUGUAUGCUCGAUCAACUUCGAGUUCGGUGCAUCUUGUGCGGAGAAACUAAUAUUCAGCGAGGAAAUUUUGGUGACCAUAUAAACAAGAUAUGUCCAGAAGCGAUCGUUGAGUGUCAGGCUGUUGAUAUCAAAUGUCCUUGGAAAGGAACUCGAAAUAAAUUACACGAUCAUGUGGCUGCAUGUAUUUUUGAACCAUUGCGGCCAAUUUUAGCAUUGCUUAUUGUUCAAAAUCGUCAACUUACAGAUCAGGUUCAAAAGCAUGACAAUGAGAUAAAGAACCUAAAAGAAAAAGUAUCUCAAUUUACCAAUACCGCAAAUGCUUCUGAUGAUGAGAAUGAUGCCUCAUCAGUAUCAGAAUUUUCUACGGAUCAGAAUCAGAAAGAGGAAGAUGCAAUUUUUGUUCGAUAUUUACCAGCUACAGUCAAAUUUAAUGAUGUAUUUGGACUAUUUUCAAAAGUCGGACGUAUCAAAUACAAUACAAAAACUCAGAAAGCUGAUAUAUUUAUUUUUAAAAAUCCAAACAACAAGAAUGGUCAAUGUAAUGCCAAAGUGACCUACAUGGACAAGGAAUCAGCCGCGGCUGCAAUUGUCGAAUACGAUACGACAAAUGUAUCCGAUAAUGAGAGUGAUGCUUCAUCAGUAUCAGAAUUUUCUACGGAUGAUAAUUAUCAGAAAGAGGAAGAUGCAAUUUUUGUUCGAUAUUUACCAGCUACAGUCAAAUUUAAUGAUGUAUUUGGACUAUUUUCAAAAGUCGGACGUAUCAAAUACAAUACAAAAACUCAGAAAGCUGAUAUAUUUAUUUUUAAAAAUCCAAACAAUAAGAAUGGUCAAUGUAAUGCCAAGGUGACCUACAUGGACAAGGAAUCAGCCGCGGCUGCAAUUGCCGAAUACAAUACAGAAAAAACUGGUAUUCCCGAAGCACCUAGAGCGCAACCAGAAACUACGAAUAAACCUAAAAAAGUUUCCAAUGUAGUCGAUCAAUCACCGAUACUAACGAAUCCAGACCCGCCAAAAAUUAAAAAGAAGUCGGUUUAA
Didymodactylos carnosus is the source of this 1278-nucleotide messenger RNA. NCBI's taxonomy places the organism in Eukaryota, Metazoa, Rotifera, Eurotatoria, Philodinida, Philodinidae. The record is from the annotation of a GenBank genome assembly.